CUCUUCCUGCACGAGUGCAUCAAGGCCGUGCUGCGCCUCUACAAGGGCCAGGAGCGGCCGCCGCGCUCGGUGGUCCUGGUGGGCCACUCCAUGGGCGGAGUGGUGGCCCGCGCUCUCUUCACCCUGCCCCGCUUCAGCCCCCCGCUGGUCAGCCUCAUCCUCACCCAGGCCUCCCCCCACCUGGCCCCAGUGCUGGCCCUGGACACACACCUGCUGGGCUUCUACUCUGCGGUGCGGGAGAGGUGGGUGAGGCACGCGGACAGCCUGGCCAACGUCACUGUGCUGUCGGUGGGGGGGGGUUACCGUGACUACCAGGUGCGCUCCGGCCUGACGACCCUGCCCUGCUCCCCGGGAGACCCCAACAAGCUGUCUCUGGUGGCGACUGCGGUUCCCAGGACCUGGGUGUCCACCGACCACCUGUCCAUCGUCUGGUGCAAAGAGCUGGUCCUGGCCACAGUGCGAGCGUUCUUUGACCUCAUCGACCCCGAGACCAACCAGUUCACAGACAGUGUGGUUAGGAGGAUGGAGGUGCUGCACCACCACUUCAUCAGACACCCCGUCAGGAUGCUGGAUGAGACCCCGGAGGCCCCCCUCCCCCUGCCAGAUUCUCCUGAGGCGUGGAAUGAAGUGAAUGCACUGCGUCUGGCGUACAGCGCCCCCAAGGAAGGUCAGGCAAAGUACUUCCUGUUUGCCCUGUCCAGUCGCAGGAAGGCUUACAGCCACUUCUACUGUCGCAGCAACAAUAUGGAGAUGUCCAGCUGGGUGUAUGGAUGUGUCCAGAAGACUGGCUCCAUGUGUGUUCGUGCGGUGGACCUGUCCCGUGGAACAGAACUCCUACCUCCAUAUAAGGUGCUCGUCCUGAGCCUCAGCGACCUGUCUUCUGUCUCUCACCUGGUGGUCGCCGCCUCAAACCUCAACGGCAAGCAGUUCACGGUGGAGUGCGAGUGGCAGAGACAGGAGGCCCAGACCGUGUCCGUCUCCGUGCCGCACGUCCUCUCCUUCGGGUUGACCUCCAGUGACGUGACGGUGAACUCCUCGGGACUCCUGCACACUGUGGAGCUGGAGCACUUCCACCAGGUCUACCAGUCUUUCAGAAUUACGGUCACAAGCCACUGCAAAGUACAAAAGGAUAGAAUGGCCAACGUGUACCGGAUGAAGGUGCCAUGGUUCAGAGAGGACUUCUUAACCACUGCCAGUGUUCCUUCUGUGACUGAGAUCUCGGGAAUGCUCCACACCAGUCGCCCGGGCAACACCUCCUCAGCUCUGCUUCAGCUGCACACCGCCCCAAACUGCCAGUACAAGGUGCUGGUGAGGACCUCUUUCCCGAGGGUUAUGGGACAGGUCCUGCGGUUCUGCGGGCCCCAGCUGCCCGUGUACAUGGCCGUAACGCUCCUGCUGGCCUGCGGGGGGCAGCUGUGGUCCAUCGCCAGGACCGGGAAGCCUCUGGAGGCCAGCCAGGCCGUGGGCUGGGGCCUGCAGCCUCACAAAGUGGGCCUCCCCGUCUACCUCCUGCACCUGCUGCUGGGGUGCAGCCAGUUCCAGGAGGCCUGGUCGGCGCUGGGCCUCCCCGCCAUGGACGCCCUACCCCCCACUGCCCCCGACCACUCCACCCUGGAGGGGGGGCCCGUGGACGAGUGGCCCCACCUCCUCGGGCCCCUGCUGUACCUCCUGGGGGCCACGCUGGCGUUCUGGGGCAGCGCCCUGCUGCGUCUCUCCCUGGCCCUCCUCUCCCUGGCCGCGGCUCCUCUGACCAGACCGUCGGUGGCCCCGGACUGUGGGACUCUGGGCCGGCGGAGGCAGGCCCUCCUCUUCCUGGUCCUCAGCAUAGUGGGCGGGACUUCCUGUGGGGCCGUUGCAAUCUUCAGUGCCUUCCUGAUUCACCUCUACAGGGUCGUCCGUCUACAGAUGACUGAACGCUCUCUGAGUCACAUGCUGAAUCUGGCGCCGGAGAAGAACAACGGGGGGGAGGAGAACGGUGCGGGGACGGGGGCGGCCCCCCCGGGGGUCUCCAGACAGAGGAACGGCGGGGGGGCGCUGCUGUCGGAGGGCCUCCUGCACCAGGUGAGGAGCGACCUCCAGCUCCACCUCUCCCUGUCUGCCCUCUUCACAUUACCCAUCAUGCUCAGCGCGCCCUCGCUGCUCCACUGGGCCCGCAACCUGAGGUACUCUCCCCGGCUGGACCCAGACUCACUCUGGCCGCACACUCUGCCUCUGCUCGCUGCCAUGGUCCUGCUCAUCGACUGCAGCUGUCAUGCACUGAGCCACAGCAAACUCCUCCGCGUGGUUUGCCACCUCCCCCUGCCCCUCUGCGUUGCCAUGGUGACCUUCUCUCCGCUCCAUCUCUACAGAGUGACCUACUUCCUGUCCGCAGCGCUGGUCCCGCUGGCCGUAUCCUGUCUCCUCUGACAGCAGUCGGACGGUAUCGGUCCCUCACUCCAAACACACAGACUCUCUCACUGCCUCAGUGAGGCCACUACCUGUCUCACUGCCUCAGUGAGGCCACUACCUGUCUCACUGCCUCAGUGAGGCCACUACCUGUCUCACUGCCUCAAUGAGGCCACUAACUGUCUCACUGCCUAGUGGGCCUGGUCAGUGAACUACCUGGAAUACGUUCCCUUGACGACCUUAUCUCAACCUUGUCAGCUGCAGAACACUAACUGGAUCAUCUCAAUAAUUUCACUUCAACUCAUCCCAACCCGACUGGAUGCCUAAAUAAAACCCAUCAUGGAGCAAACAUCCAAUUAGACGCCCCCACAGGAAGGAGGGGUUAUCUGGUUGCCAUGGGAGCAGAGCUAUUGCUCGUACAUGGUUUAGGAAGCUCCCAGUUCAGUACCAGGAGCUGCCAUGGUAACCAAUGAUUACCAACAUGCUGGGAGAACGACCUGGGAGUGAUGGGGACCAGUACUGAAGCCCUGAUGGAUCUAGACCCUUUGCCUUACUCUGUGUAUGUUUAGGUGGGCUCUAGGUUGACAAAUGGUAUCGGGGCCAUUAACAAGUACAUACGUGUGCGUGUGAGGAGCACACUACAUGGUGGCACUGCUAACGUCGCUGGUGUUUUGUGGCUUUUUUUUGUGUUUUAGUUUAUUGAUUUAGUUUAUAUUGGGGGAUGUUGAGUCUGGUGGUCUACAACAUUAGUGCUGCGUUGGCGUUUCUGUCCGUCCGUUCAAUCUGAACAGACAGCGCAGCUCUUACACUAAGGGUUCUUUUUGAGACCAUACUGUAGUUGUCUGGAGGCCAAGUAUAUUUAUCAAACAUCCCCUGUAUCGUCGUGGAGUUGAAUAAAGCGGAACCUGGACUCUGUUGUACUGGUAGCUAGAGCCUGGACUCUGUUGUACUGGUAGCUAGGGCCUGGACUCUGUUCUACUGGUAGCUAGAGGCAGGACUCUGUUGUACUGGUAGCUAGGGCCUGGACUCUGUUGUACUGGUAGCUAGAGGCAGGACUCUGUUGUACUGGUAGCUAGAGGCAGGACUCUGUUGUACUGGUAGCUAGAGGCAGGACUCUGUUGUACUGGUAGCUAGAGGCAGGACUCUGUUGUACUGGUAGCUAGGGCCUAAUGGCAUCCCGGCUCUCUCUUCCUUCAGGACUCAAGCUGGUGGCAGAUGAACUUUAUCUGUCCCAUCCACUCCUGGUUAAGACUGUUCCCCCUCACUCUGCCGCGUUGCUCUGUGGAUGGCCCUCAGUGCUGGGAGGGCGCCUGCCACCACGGCUGGCUCUUCCUCUGGGUCCAUCCAUCCCCUUCAGCUGACGUGUAAUCACACAAGCAGGUCUAUGGGAGGUGUGUCUUCAUCGGUACAGGAAGUCGGAUGGCCUAUCGUCCGAAGUCCUGAAGACGCUGAUUGGUUUCCUGCCUGGUGCCGCGUCACGCCGGCACUCCCUGCUGGUGCGUCUGCCCUCGUCACGCUAACCGUCAUAGCAACUACAGUGCCUUCCCGCCUCCCCACUCCUCCAUCCAAGUGCUGCAUUCAGUCCACAGCCUGCCUUCCAUUCCCCAGAGGUCCUUACUGGGAACAUGGGCUCCCAGUAUAGAGACAGCAUGUCAACCAGUGCACUCCAUCUCCUCCUGGUGGAGAUACAGCCCCCCCCUCUCUGAGAGGGGAACUGCUGGAGUACUGAGGCCACGUCGCGUGAGAGUUGCUGCCUGAAUGUGAAGUUCUGGGAAAAAAAAAUCUCUGUUCAGAUUACAGUUCUGGAGCAGAACUCUGUUCAGUGGUCAGUUCUGGCGAACAAAUCGAGACUAUAGGCAUGGAUAAAGUGUGUGCGUGUGUGCGCGCGAGUGCUUUGAGAUUCACAAAACCUGCCUCAUUCCAAAUGUGGCUUUUCUACCAGAAUAACUUUGUCGUACUAUUUAGUAGAAGUUGACAUGUGUGGUUUUGUUUUACAGGUUUUGUUACAUAUAUAGAUGGGAUUUUUUAUAUUGUGUUCACUGUGACCAUGUGAUAGUUACACAAAAAAAGCUUAAGGGACCUUUACUUUGAAAUGAUACUCUGUGGUGCACUGCUGAGUGGUGUUCCAAUGCUGUUGCCCAAUGGUUACUGACAAACCACACGUCAAACCACUUUAUAUUAAACCUUUUUCUGGAACCCUUGAGCUUCAAUCUGUGCCGUUGAUUACUCUUUUUAACUUUAGAUGAAGUUAAUAAGUUGUAUUAAACAAUAAACAUUUAUAAUCCACUUUUUGAGUAAUUUCAAACCAGCAGGUUUGAAAUUACUCAAAGGUUUAGCAAAAUCCCAAUUAAUCGUAGAAACUGCAAUUUUUAUUCGAUGGCAUAUUUUUGUUUAUGCUUUUUAGAGGCCACACAGAAUUACCACAGGGCUGGACUACCAUGACCUGAGUAAAAGCCCUAGUAUUAUGUUCCUUUAUCUGAGUGUUAACUAUAAGUAAUGCACAUAACAAACAAAGUUUACGAUGACAUGUCCCACCGAUUUGAUUCUUAAACCUGACUCAUGUUUUGUUAUUCUGUAGCAUAUCCUUUUUAUAUGAAAGCAAUUGGUUGCCAAGAUGAAUUUUCUAGUCUAUUAUUUUCUUAUGACCAGAUUAUUGUUAUUGGAUAUAUUUGUAUUGAACAGUGGUUAUGUUUUUUUAUUUAUUCAGAAAGCUAUAAAGUUCUAACCAUGGCAGAUUCCAUGUCACUCUUUCUCUUUUCAUUAUUAUGAAGUCCUGUCUGAGAAAACUCACCAGCAAAUGCUUAAAGGAAAUGACUUAAAGGCUCACAUUCAGAUAGUGUAGUCCUACAACUCCAUGGCUGUUUUAUCAAAGUACCAGAAAAAGGAACGUCAUAUAAAGUGAUUCUUUUUUUUACACAAAAUAAUUAUUGCUGUAAAUUUCAACUUGCCGAAAAUGCGUUUCUCCAGAAUUCUGGAAAUUGUACGAAAUCCUGGAUAUAUUAUGGGAAAAUAUGUGGUUCACUGUGGAUAACGUUGCAGGAUAAUUAUAUUGUAUUUCUAAUGGAUAGUUGAGCGUUAUCAGUUCUGAAUGUCGUUUUAGUAAACAUUUUUAUACAUUGGCCUCUUCUGUUUUAAAAAAACGAAACAAAACAGUUUGCUGUCUUCAGCGCAUUCAUUUUUAAAGCUGACAUUUCUAAAGAGAAACUAUUUUCAACCUCGAGACGGCUGGAGUUAGAGGGUGUUCAUGUUAGUUUAUUUACACACGAUGAAAUUAACAGCAAAAAUAAAGAACACAAAGUGUUGUUGGGUUUUCAAACUCUGAAUGUGAUCAUUUGUGACUACUGGUGUGGUGGAUGGUGACUGGAGUAUCAAUCCAACUGUUGUUGUCCUAACCUGGUCACUAGUAUGCAACCAUCGUUGUGUUGAGCUGGUUAGAGUCGGUGGUCAUCAAGUUAAGUGAUCAACUGUAAGUGCUUUGACAAUAUGUUGGUCAGGUGGCUUGUAAAAGGAUAACACGCACACGCUCACACUCCCCACAAGUCCCAAGUCCCCCAUAUCCACUCUCAUUAUGCUUAUUCGGUCCAGAUGCUGAAGGCCAAAUAAUCAUGUUUUUUAGAGAACACACUAAUUUGGAGCCAGUUGUGCUGAAUGCUGCAUUGUGGUGUAUCUCUUUAAUACGUUAUAAUUGUUUGUUGUGAUCUACCCAGAGUGACUCUAAGAUAAACCAACUCUUGCUGUUGGUUGGUCCUUAUCGUAAGCGUUAGAUUUUUGCUAAGUUUUUCAUUACUGGUGGUUAUUUGAAACUAAACUAUUGGUAUACUGUAUCUCAAAAGCUGUUUGUGUUCAUGGUGGGGGUUUAGGUGUGAGGUAUGAAGUAUAUAUUCCUCAGGUUCUUGACAAAGGGAUUGCUUCUAUGUUUGUAGAUUUUUAAAUGAUGUCACAGAGAAUGGGAAACCGUGCAAUUUUUUAAGCAGAAGUGAUGUAAUUAAUAAAAGUUAAGAUGAUAACGU
Gadus chalcogrammus (walleye pollock) is the source of this 6395-nucleotide messenger RNA. RefSeq names its product post-GPI attachment to proteins inositol deacylase 1 (gene pgap1). Gene Ontology annotation, biological process: GPI anchor metabolic process; endoplasmic reticulum to Golgi vesicle-mediated transport. The transcript has 24 exons. The record is from RefSeq and is a predicted model, not a curated record. Gene Ontology annotation, molecular function: phosphatidylinositol deacylase activity. Gene Ontology annotation, cellular component: endoplasmic reticulum. NCBI's taxonomy places the organism in Eukaryota, Metazoa, Chordata, Actinopteri, Gadiformes, Gadidae. The annotation marks the transcript as partial.